GUUUCGAGAUGCGCAUCUGGAUAGUUCUUCUCAGCGUUGGCCUGGCAUGCGGCCAGUUCAGCGUGAAUCAGUGGUCCGGAAGGUCCGGGAUAGUGCACCUGUUCGAGUGGAAGUGGACCGACAUAGCGGAUGAGUGCGAGCGGUUCCUGGCUCCGAUGGGCUUCGGCGGAGUUCAGCUAUCGCCGGCGACCGAGCACGCCCUCGUGCUGGACCCGUACCGGCCUUGGUGGGAGCGGUACCAGCCGAUUUCGUACUAUUUGAACACCCGGUCUGGAACUGAAGCCGAGUUUGCCCAGAUGGUUCAGCGGUGUAACGAUGUGGGGGUGCGGAUCUACGCGGAUGUUGUGCUGAAUCAGAUGGCCUCGAUGACGGAGUACGGCGGUACUGGAGGUUCCGCAGCUAGUAGCGCUACGUUGAACUACCCAGCGGUUCCGUACAAUGCGUCGGACUUUAACCGAGAGUGUUUGGUGACUGAAAAGAGUAAUCCGAUUGAACGGAGAGAUUGCAGGGUGCUUGGCUUGCCGGAUUUGAACCAGGGUUCUGAGCGGGUGCGGGAACGGAUCACGCAUCUGCUGAACAAGAUGAUCACGUACGGAGUUGCUGGUUUUCGGGUCGAUGCUGCGCAGCACAUGUGGCCCAAAGAGCUGCAGCAGAUCUACAGCAAGCUGUACUUUUUGGCUAUGGAACAUGGGUUUCCGGCGGGAUCUAGACCGUUCAUCAACCAGGUCGUGGUGGAUAUGACCGCUACUGGGGUGUCCAAGUACGAGUACACCAGCUAUGGCACGAUCACGGAGUUCCGCUACUCGGACACGCUGGGAUCGAUCUUCAGUGGUCAGCAGAGGUUGACGGCCCUACGUAAUUGGGGUCCGGCUUGGGGAUUCCCAGAAUCCGAGCGCACGCUCGUAUUCGUGGACAACUUUGUCAACCAGCGUGGCCAUGGUCCCGGCAAGGGCAACGUACUGACCUACAAGGACGGCAAGCACUACAUCAUGGCGAACGCAUUCAUGCUGGCUCACACGUACGGAGUUCCGCUGCUGAUGAGUUCGUACGCGUUCAACAACGCCGACCAGGGACCACCGUCUGAUGUCUACAACAAGAUCCUGUCGCCAACCGUCAACGCGGACGGAUCAUGCGGCAACGGAUGGAUCUGCGAGCACCGGUGGAACGCCAUCGCCAACAUGAUCGGCUUCCGGAACGCCGUCGCCGGCACGGAAAUCGCCGCCUGGGUGGACAACGGCUCGUACCAGCUGGCGUUCUGCCGCGGUUCGCGCGGGUUCAUAGCCUUCAACCUGGACUCGAUGGACCUCGACCAAACCAUGCAGACGUGUCUACCCGCCGGGCAGUACUGUGACGUCAUAUCCGGCCGACUCAGCAAUGGGACCUGCACGGGGUACACGGUGGAGGUAGCGUCCGACGGCCUCGCCAGGAUCUUCAUCGCUUCGCUCGGCGGCUACGGAGUCCUGGCGAUUCACGUGAAUGCUAGAAUAUAAUCUUCUACGUAAUUUAUAAAUAAACUGAAAAAAUCUUCCU
This is a messenger RNA of Culex quinquefasciatus (southern house mosquito), 1530 nucleotides long. RefSeq names its product alpha-amylase A. The transcript has a single exon. Lineage: Eukaryota; Metazoa; Arthropoda; Insecta; Diptera; Culicidae. Gene Ontology annotation, biological process: carbohydrate metabolic process. The record is from RefSeq and is a predicted model, not a curated record. Gene Ontology annotation, molecular function: alpha-amylase activity; cation binding. Bases 9 to 1490 code for a protein of 493 amino acids.